AGAAAUAGUCAACAGUCUGACCAAUCGAAAAAAAGAGAAAGCAUAUAAUCACGUGGCAGUUCGCGCAACGGGCGUUUUGUUUACAUCGUCAAUUCACUGCGAAUAUUAAAUAAAAAACAACAAUAAAUUGACCUAUUUAUAAUUUAUUUACCUUUAUCAAGAAUAUUCUACAAAUAUAAAAAUGCUCCGAACUCGAAAAAGAAAGGAAAAUGUGGAGAAAAUGUCACAACCAAGAAUAACAGAUUUCUUUAAUGAGAGAAAGUCGAAGAGAAAAUCAUUGGAUAAUUUAAAAGAUAAUGAACAAUCAAUUAAACGUUUGAAAAAAACUGCACAAAAUUUAGAGGAAACAAAAGUAAAUGAAACCAAUGCAUCCAAGUUAUUAAUUUCAGUUCUGAAGAAGGAAACAAAAUCAAAAGCUAUCUUAAAAAAGAAUACAUUGAAAACAAUCACAAGUAAUACACAAGAAACAAAUGAUUUGCCUUUGAAAAAUAUUGAAAAACCAAAACCAUUAAUUAAGGAGAAUAUAAUUUUAGAAGAGAAACAUAAAGAAUCAACUGUUGAUGACGUUGCAGUAAAAUGUCAAAAGAAUUCACAACAAACUGAAAUAGGAAACUUAAAAUCGGAAAAAUUCAAAUGCAAAAAGAAAGUUCAAAUAUCUACUCCUACAAAAUUAAAGAAAGAAGAAGCAGUUUUAGAUGUAGUGACUGCAACUAAUUUACCGCUACCAAAGGACUAUGACUUUUUACUAAACGUUUUUACAAGCAUUGAUUCUAUUGCAAUGAUGCUGUACAAAAGAGGCAGUGUUAUAACUUUCAAUAAAUUGCAACCUGCUCUUCAAAAUAUGGCAAAUAAAAAAGUUAAUUUAGAAGAACUGGCCAAAAUUCACAAACUAUUUCCUGAAGCAUUUUCAUUUAAACGAAAAGAAAUGCUGCAAUUAUCAGACCCAAAUAAAACUGGAUACGAAAUUAUCUUGGAGCCAAAAUUUGACAAUGAAUCUAAUUUACAAGGCGAAGACAACGAAACUGUUCUUUCUGUAAGAAAGAAAAAAUUCUACAAUGCACUCUUAGAGAGAGUUAAAUGUCAACACGAACAAUUUUUAAAAGAAACUAGUAAAUCGAGUUCAGUGAUUCGAAAAGUAAAAAUUAAUUGCUGGCAUCCUAAUUUUGAUGUUGAAAAAUGUAAACCAAUUGAAAUUUCCGACUUGGAAUUUUUUAGGUUAACUAAAAUAACUUCGCCGAAACAAGUUUUGGAGAAAGUAAUGGAAAGUUUAAAAACUUCGCAAGUGCCAGCAGAAGAGAAUACAAAGAAUAUUUCCAAACAGGCAGUGGAAAAAGAUUAUUACCCAAGACUUCCUGCUGUUGCUAAAAUUGUUCGCUGUAUUUUUGUAAGUGAAAGAAAAAAUGUUCUCCCAUUAAGUUCUUUAGUAGAAAAAGUGCAGUUUUCUUAUAAAGUGAAAUUAACAAUUUUAGAAUUAAAGAAGCAUAUAAAAAUAAUAUGCAAUUCAGUGCCAGAAUGGCUAAAAUGUUUUAAUCUCGGAAAUUGUGACCGAGUGAAAUUAGAUAAAAACAUACCUUUUGAAAAGAUUCAAACAAUAUUAGAAAGUUUAGCGAAAAACAAAUAAUUUAUCUCAUUGUAUUUAAAUUUACACUAAAUUACUUGAAUGUUAAAUAAUUAUAAAUAUUAAAAUUGUUUUAUUAUUUAAAACAAACUUUGUCACUGGCGAUUGAAUUAAUUACUAAAACUUACUCAUAUUAAAUUUCUUUGUAUUGUUAUAAACAAUUAUUACAUGAAUUUGUUAACAAAGUUGACGUACUAAAUAUAUUUCUUGUAUUCACAUUUCUAUUAAAAUACACGUUUUAUUUCGUAGAAAA
Leptopilina heterotoma is the source of this 1871-nucleotide messenger RNA. Its product is annotated as DNA replication factor Cdt1-like. Lineage: Eukaryota; Metazoa; Arthropoda; Insecta; Hymenoptera; Figitidae. Gene Ontology annotation, biological process: DNA replication checkpoint signaling; mitotic cell cycle; DNA replication preinitiation complex assembly. The transcript is spliced from 7 exons. Bases 182 to 1621 code for a protein of 479 amino acids. Gene Ontology annotation, molecular function: DNA binding; DNA polymerase binding. Gene Ontology annotation, cellular component: nucleus. The record is from RefSeq and is a predicted model, not a curated record.